Molecule: messenger RNA, 1860 nt
Organism: Blastocystis hominis
Lineage: Eukaryota; Bigyra; Opalinata; Blastocystidae
Exons: 6
Coding region: 1-1860 (619 amino acids)
Biological process (GO): carbohydrate metabolic process; N-glycan processing
Cellular component (GO): endoplasmic reticulum; Golgi membrane
Molecular function (GO): mannosyl-oligosaccharide 1,2-alpha-mannosidase activity; calcium ion binding
Source: RefSeq, a predicted model, not a curated record
AUGGAAGCGACGGGGUUGGAGAAGGAGCAGAGAGCGGAGGCCUCAGCAGAACGGGCCGGACAGCAGGGACCCAAAGCGAUGGACGCCGCGCCCAGCGAGGAGGCGCUUCGAAGCCACGCAGCGCCCACGGAGAGCCCCGCUCAAGCCCAGGACACCGUCGCCGAAGCCGAUCUCCACGACAGCGAGGAGCGUGAGGCCCAGGCCCAGCUCGAGGAGGUCGCUCAGUGCCCCAUCACGCCGCCUUCCGAGCUUCUGCAGCGCUAUCUGGACCGCGAGCCGUUCCGACCGAAGAAGAAAGUCCCCGGCUUGCUGCGAGGCGGCGACGACGUUCUUCUGCGCCCGCCUCCCGCGGAAAAGGACGAGUACUGCGCGCUGUCGCCGCCCACGCCGCUGCCGGUGCUGAGCGGAGAUCUGGAGCGAUUCGUUUCGCUGCUGCUGGAGAAGGACGGAGCGGAGAUCAAGAACGGGAAGUUCCAGUUCGCGGUGCCCGACGCCCUGCACGACGAGUAUCACUAUCUGAGCGAGUACCGCGCGAAGUACGUCCGGGAUGCGUUCUGCUUCGCGUGGGCGGGGUACCGGAAGUUCGCGUGGGGCGCCGACGAGGUGCAUCCGCGGUCGGGAGGCCGCGGAAACAACUGGGGCGGGUUCGGGAUGACGAUUCUGGACGCGCUGGACACGCUGAAGCUGCUGGGGCUGGAGAAAGAGCUGAGCGACGCGACGGAGUGGGUGGAGAAGAACGUGGAGUUCGACCGGUACGUGAGCGUGUCGGUGUUCGAAACGAACAUCCGCGUGGUGGGCGGCCUGCUGGCGGCGUACGACCUCACGGAGAACAAGAUGUUCCUGAAGAAGGCGAGGGACAUCGCGGACCGCUUGCUCCCCGCGUUCAACACGCCCUCUGGCUAUCCCAAAUCCUCGAUCAAUCUGAAGACGGGCGAGGCGCAGGUGCCGUCGUGGACCCGCGGGAAAGUGAUUCUCGCCGAGCUGGGCUCGAUGUCGCUGGAGUACUUAUACCUGGCGCGUGCGUCGAAGGAGAAGAAAUACAAGAAGGUGAUCGACAAGAUGUACGAGACGCUGAAGAACACGCCGACGGCGGACGGCAUGCUGUCGCUCUUCCUGAACCCCAACACGGGCAAACACGACGGCCAGACCUUCAGCAUGGGCGCGAGCAGCGACUCCUACUACGAAUACCUCCUCAAGAUGUGGAUCCAGAGCGGCAAAAAGGACAAAACGCUCCAGAAGAUGUACAACGAGGCCGUCGACGGAUUCACCAAGCGGCUCCUCCGGCGCAGCCCCAGCGGGCUUCUCUACUGCGGCGAGCAGAGCGCGAGCGGCUCGUUCAAGGCGGAGAUGGGCCAUCUGACCUGCUUCGUGGGCGGCAUGCUGGCGCUGGGCGUGCUGCACAACGUGAGUCCCGCGACUUCGGAGCGCGAUCUGGAGAACGCGAAGGCUCUGGCGUACAGCUGCUACCUGAUGUACCGGAGCACGCAGACGGGCAUCUCGGCGGAGGGAAUGUUCUUCAACGGGGACAAGCCCACGGUGAACUCGCGCGCGACGUACUACAUUCUGCGGCCCGAGGCGCUGGAGACGAUGUACUACCUGAACCAGAUCACGGGCGACCCGAUCUAUCGCGAGUGGGGCUGGGAGAUGUGGAAGGGAAUCGAUACGUACUGCCGCACGAACUAUGGAUACACCCACUUGCGGAAUGUGAACGAUAAAGCGUCGCAGGAGGAUCGUGCGGAGAGCUUCUUCUUCGCAGAGACGCUGAAAUACGUGUAUUUGUUGUUCAAGGACGAGAAGAUUGUGGAUCUUACGAAACAAGUGUUUAAUACGGAGGCCCAUCCGUUAAGGGUGUUUAAGUGA